UCUCUAAUGUCAUUGAUAAACCUUCAUUCGUUUUUUUUUCCUCUGCUUUUCAUCCACAGAGACUCUUUCUCUUCGUCCAAGCUCACGCGCUGCACCAGGCGCGUGCAGUGGUUCUUAACUGCUUCCCUUUGAGAAGCGCCAGAAGCGUAACAGCCCCGGGAACUACCAGAAAUCUCUGCCUGCAGCCAGCACCAUUGGAUCUCGCGCGAUGGAGAGGUCUCCGAGCCCCAAGUCAAUGCGCAGGGCGUCGUCUCCACCGCCGGCAUCGCAGCAGACUCCGCCGCAGAGCCCGCUCCGCAAGACGGCCAGCUCGCCCUCGUUCUGCUUCCUGCCGUGCUCGCUGUCCGAGCUGCUGCUGCAGCAGUCACCGCAGUCGACACCCACGCCGCCCAGGCGCUGCGAGACCGAGGCCCACGUCGCGGGAGUCAAGAAGCAGACGGCGAUGGCAGGCGACUCCGUGCCCCAGCUUCCUUUUCAAGACUACACUUCAGGACGCUGGGAGCCGAACCUGUGGUCGCGCAGCACGCAGACCGACUUGGCCACCGAGAGCAGCACGCAAACGGAACCACUGGCCAUCUCCACCAACGGCGCGCGGCUUCAUGAGGACGCCUUCCGGUGGAAGCUGUCCUCUCACUGGACCCCGACGCAGUUUGUCGUCACGGUGGCGGUCCUCGGCGCCUUCGUCUUCGUCUUGGUCGUCGUCGCGACCGUCUUCGGAGCAGCGAACGCGAGCCCGAAAAUGGAUGGCUUCGAGCUCCUGCCCGACUUGUUCGAGAACGAACCAUCCGUGUCGGCUGCGCAUGAGCCCCCCGUGCACAUCACCGCUCCAGCUGCCGCACGUGCCGCGACUACUCCCACGGUGGUAAGGAACAGGGCUGCGACAGAACUUCACGGUUCCCGUAAAGCGCCCGCCAAGGUGCGCAAGGCGACCAAGGCUUGGCACCGGCGUCCCGCAGCGAGUGAAGACUCACGCGGCCCAACCUUCGCGCCGAGGAAACUGCCGACUACCGCAGGCACCGGACGGCGGGCGUGGACCCCGUCACCAACCAUAGGCAGUGGCCGGGGUGUGCGGAUUAUCGGCAGCCAUGACUACGCCACGCGCAAGGACCACCUGCAGGAGGUGACUGGAGAGCUCGGCAUGCCAUCACCUAUCAUCGAGACACACGAAGACAACGAGAUAUCCGGGGAGGCGGACGAUUAUGGAGCUUCUCCCAAGAUGCGCAAGUCCCGAGCGCCGUCCGCAACGCCAGCCGGCGACUUCGUGGAAGAGAUUGUCUAGCGCGAGUGCGCUGAAACAACUGCGCACGACCGUCAACGAGGAGGAAGAGCGCGUGCCAUAGGAUCAUCGCGAAGGAUUUAUUGCAGUAAAAAAAAAAUGAAGUAGCUACCGUUGCGAUCGUAUACAGGUACAUUGCAUUCUUAUUGUAGCGCUACUUUGCAGCCCAAAGGUGGGGCACCC
Messenger RNA from Dermacentor silvarum, 1459 nucleotides. RefSeq lists its product as uncharacterized. The record is from RefSeq and is a predicted model, not a curated record. NCBI's taxonomy places the organism in Eukaryota, Metazoa, Arthropoda, Arachnida, Ixodida, Ixodidae. The transcript is spliced from 7 exons. Bases 209 to 1279 code for a protein of 356 amino acids.